AUGCCUAUCUCUCCCGUCUCGUCCACAGACCUUUCAAAGAACCGACUGGCCGAAGUCCCCACGGAGGUGUGCCACCUGGUCGCCCUGGAGACACUAAACCUCUAUCACAACUGCAUCAGGACCAUCCCGGACAGUAUCAUCGGCCUACAGUCGCUGACCUCGCUAAAUCUCAGCCGGAACCAGCUCGGCUCCCUGCCGGCCUGUCUGUGCGGGUUACCUCUGAGAGUCCUCAACGCCAGCAACAACAAGCUGGUCAGCCUGCCGGAGACCAUCGGACAGCUGCACAGCCUCAUGGAGCUGGUGAGACCGUUCGACAUCAGCUGCAACGAGAUCACAGCGCUGCCGCGUCACAUCGGCAGGCUCAAAGCCCUGCGUGAACUGAACGUACGCAGGAACCUUCUCUGCGUCCUACCGGAAGACCUGGCUCAACUCCCUCUGGUGAAGUUCGACUUCUCCUGUAACAAGGUGUCCACCAUCCCCGUGUGUUAUAGAAAAAUGAAACAGCUCCAGGCUCUUCAGCUGGAGAACAACCCGCUGCAGAGUCCACCUGCACAGAUCUGCAUAAAAGGCAAAGUUCACAUAUUCAAAUAUCUGAGCAUUGAGGCGUGUCGCAUCGAGAAGAUGCCCGACUCCCUCUACCUGCCCGUCAUGGAUCGACUCAGCCUAUCGCGGCCCACCGCCGGCAGUGUGGAGGACAUGGAGCAGCAGAAGAAGCAGGACAGCGACUCGGGAGUCGGCAGCGACAACGGAGACAAGCGGCUGUCUGCUACUGAGCCGUCAGAUGAAGACAGUCUGAGCCUCAACGUGCCCAUGAGCAACAUCACAGAGGAGGAAGGAAUCAGCAAGGACGACUCCAGCGAGCACAUCAGCUCCCUGACAGCCGACCCAAACUCUGACUCCGUGCGCCUGAUCGAGGAGAGCCCUACGGAAGCCCUAAAGGAGCAGUUCAACUACAGAGACUCGGCUCUCAGCUCUCGCUUCAUCGACUACAUCAAGGCAAGCACUCGGGUCGCAGUUUGCUGUGGCUUCGUGGCUAACGCUGCACUCAGAUGGAAGUUAUGUAACGCCGUUAAGUUCACAGUGUCGCUUCAGUUUAACUGCUUUUCAUUUCAGGGUCGGACCGCUUCCGACUUCAACGAGCCCCUCAGGAUAGAAGAAGACUCACAGUGGCAAAGUGAACACACGUCAAAGGUUACGGGGAGUACAGAGCUCCACAUCGACAUGAUUAACCAGCUGAAAGAGGCCGUGGAGCUGCUGCAGGACCCCACCAGGGUGAACGCGGAUCAGGACGAUCUGUCUGGAGUCCAGCUCUACCCAGUGGAGAUGGUCACAGUGGAAGAGUCAUUCAAUGGGGAGGACAGUGACGACGGGGCCACGACACCAAAGCAUGUGGAGGAGAGUGGCUAUGAGUUCCAGAAGAAGAGACAGAUGAUUCUUAAGAAGGCCAGGUUUGAGGCCCAGCUUGCAUGCCGGGAGUAUGAGUGGCAUAUGUCGGUCCAGAGAGAAGACAGAUCUCCGGGUGGUGGGACACCCUCCUUCUCCAGCCCACCGUUUGGAUUGAAGCCACGCUCAGCCCCGCUGUCACUGCCGUGUUCACCCCCUACUUCCUCUCUAGACCCUUCCCUCCUCUCACAGGCCUCGCCCUUCCAUACUCCAGAUACACAUCGUAGCCAUGACGACGGAGACAAACACAGUAGCGUGUUCCUGCGAACCCACAAGAGUCUGGAGUCCGUGGAUCCCCAGUUCACCAUGAGGCGGAAGAUGGAGCAGCUGCGAGAGGAGCUGGAGCUCAUGGAGCAGCUGAGAGACAGCAUCGAAAGCAGACUGAAAGUCGUCCUUCCUGAAGACCUCGGGACGUCUCUGAUGGACGGCGUGGUGCUCUGUCAUCUGGCCAAUCACAUUCGUCCCCGCUCGGUCGGCAGCAUCCACGUGCCCUCACCAGCAGUGCCCAAACUCAGCAUGGCCAAAUGUCGGAGAAAUGUGGAGAAUUUCCUGGACGCCUGCAGAAAGAUAGGUGUACCGGAGUCUUCUCUCUGUUCGCCCUAUGACAUCAUCCAGUGCCGCCUGCAGCCGGUCUGUGCCACAGUUCGGGCACUUGUUGCCUCGGACGCGACCUUUCAGGACAGGAAGCAGGAUGAGGCAGACAAACUGUGUCUCCCUCACCACAUCCUGGAGGAGAAGGGCCUGGUGAAGGUGUCCAUCACGGUGCAGGCCCUGGUGGACGAGGCCUCCAACAGACACCCCCUCCUGACAUGAGGUCCUGGGAGCCUGGAACCAGCCGAGGCCUCCAGCAAACACUGCAGUCCCUCUGAGCCCCCGUCAGAGUGUUUCUAUUUUUGUGUGAGGAUGCAGAAAGGGAACGCGGCCCGUCAGAAGUGGAUUCACUAACUAACGCAUAAAGGGGAGCUUCAGAAUCAUGACAAGCAGGCGGGAGGGAGGUCGGCGUCUGAGAGGCCGUGGCCAAAUUUGAACCUUUAAUCGUGUGUUUUUAGAUCGGUUUCAGGUGGAGGUCGGCCAAAAAUGAACUCCUUUUAUUCAGGUAAACUGAACGGCAUAAAAAGCAACUCCAUAUCUGUUUGUUUUUUUUGUUUUUUUGGCUUGGUUUAGUAAAUCUUAACACUGGCUGGUACCGUAGCUAUUUUUUUUUUAAUUAGAAAAUACAAAAGCCAUUAAGACGUGGAGGAGUGAGUUUGAGACUGAAAAAAUUAUUCCUUUGAGGGAGUUAAUGAAGCAUGAAAAGAUUUGAUUAUCUGAGAAAAUUUCUAGUGUUUCAACAAACGAGUGCAAGUGGGAAAAGAGUUUAUUCUCAGUUCGAUACUUUUCGGGAUCUCACCGUUUCUUUAGGCUGAUUGAACUGAACUAGCUUUAGACUUGUUGCAGCUGUUUGCUGAUCACGCUGUCUAUGCACACUUCAUUUAAGCAAACUUAAAUGAUUUUCUAAACUGUAGUCAAACGAGAGAUUAUUUUUUUCCUUCUAAGGUUUUAGGUGAAGUGUUUCUGCUCUGAGUUUUUUUUUUGCUCUCGGUUUCCCGAAGAGAAUAGAACCAAAAUACUAAAGUCUUACACGGAGGCGGGAGACAGCUUUUAUCUGCAGUUUAUAUUUAAACCUGAAGAUAUUUAUAAUGUAAAGAGAAUCUGAUUUGUGAUUUGAGUUGUUGUAUAGAGCCGAAAUGAAAAAAGCCCAAAACUAUUUUUCUCUAAUAUAUUUUAGGUAUAAUGGUGUAUGUUUUCUAAGGUUAUCCUACUUCUGCGUGGAGCUGUCUGCAUGUCCCUGCCUCGGGGGGGGGGGGGGGGGGGGGGGUGUGUGUUAUUCUGCCACCCCGAUCCGUGUUUCAGGUGGAGGGACGGGAGACUUUAUUUGGUCCUCUUCCUUUCACCCGUGUUGCU
Molecule: messenger RNA, 3387 nt
Organism: Menidia menidia (Atlantic silverside)
Lineage: Eukaryota; Metazoa; Chordata; Actinopteri; Atheriniformes; Atherinopsidae
Source: the annotation of a GenBank genome assembly